AUCAAUUUCAUACAAAUCUCUUGUGCUAAUAUUAAUUUUAUUACCUGUCUAAAAAUGGACACCCUUCGAUCGAUUUCUAGCGAAUUAGUGCGAUCUUCACAAUUACGAUGGACACUGUUCUCUGUUAUUGCCAAUAUGUCACUGACAUUGUCUAUUUGGAUUGGAGUUUACAACAUGGAAGUGAAUUCUGAAUUGAGCAAGACUUAUUUUUUGGAUCCUUCGUUUGAGCAAACAACUGGAAAUUUGCUGUUGGAUGGAUUUAUCAAUGGAGUUGGUACAAUUCUCGUUCUUGGAUGCGUCUCUUUCAUAAUGCUCGCUUUCGUACUCUUUGAUUUCCGUCGUAUCGUAAAAGCCUGGCUCACACUUUCAUGUCUUUUGAUAUUGUUUGGGGUAUCCGCGCAGACUCUUCAUGAUAUGUUUUCACAAGUAUUUGACCAAGAUGACAACAAUCAAUAUUACAUGACAAUUGUGUUGAUAGUGGUUCCAACGGUUGUAUAUGGGUUCGGAGGGAUCUAUGCAUUCUUCUCUAACAGUUCUUUGAUUCUUCAUCAAAUAUUCGUUGUCACAAACUGUUCUCUUAUCUCCGUUUUCUACCUACGAGUUUUUCCAAGCAAAACCACUUGGUUUGUUCUCUGGAUUGUUCUAUUUUGGGAUCUCUUUGCCGUUUUAGCACCGAUGGGUCCACUCAAAAAAGUUCAAGAAAAGGCUUCAGACUACAGUAAAUGCGUUCUCAAUUUAAUUAUGUUUUCUGCUAAUGAAAAACGUUUAACUGCAGGAUCCAAUCAAGAAGAGACAAAUGAAGGAGAGGAGAGUACAAUCAGAAGAACCGUGAAGCAAACGAUUGAAUAUUAUACAAAACGUGAAGCUCAAGAUGAUGAAUUUUAUCAAAAGAUCAGACAACGUCGGGCUGCAAUCAAUCCAGAUUCGGUACCAACUGAGCAUAGCCCAUUAGUAGAAGCCGAGCCAUCACCAAUCGAAUUAAAGGAAAAGAACAGUACCGAGGAGCUCAGUGAUGAUGAGAGUGAUACAUCUGAAACUUCAAGUGGAUCAUCUAAUUUAUCGUCUUCCGACUCAAGCACCACUGUGUCAACAUCUGAUAUAAGCACUGCUGAGGAAUGUGAUCAGAAGGAGUGGGAUGAUUUGGUCUCUAACAGUCUACCGAACAAUGAUAAACGGCCAGCCACUGCUGCGGACGCCCUUAAUGAUGGAGAAGUACUUCGUCUCGGCUUUGGAGAUUUCGUCUUCUACAGUCUUCUGAUUGGUCAAGCGGCUGCCAGCGGAUGUCCAUUUGCAGUCAUUUCUGCCGCUCUUGGUAUUUUAUUUGGACUUGUUGUGACUCUCACUGUCUUUUCAACUGAGGAAUCCACAACUCCUGCUCUGCCGUUGCCUGUGAUUUGUGGUACUUUCUGCUAUUUCAGUUCAAUGUUUUUCUGGGAGCAACUUUACGGAUGAAGCCUCAUUUUUCCUGAUAUUAUGUGAACUGAUUAAAUGUCUUAUUUACUUGUCUGAAUGAUUAAUUUUAACCUUUUCGUUUUUUUUUUUAAUUUUAUGAAUACGAAUCUAUUUGGCAAAGAAUACAUAGUAUCGUAUU
Messenger RNA from Caenorhabditis elegans, 1591 nucleotides. RefSeq names its product Presenilin spe-4 (gene spe-4). The record is from RefSeq and is marked reviewed. Gene Ontology annotation, cellular component: endoplasmic reticulum membrane; membrane; Golgi apparatus. Lineage: Eukaryota; Metazoa; Nematoda; Chromadorea; Rhabditida; Rhabditidae. Gene Ontology annotation, biological process: protein processing. The coding region runs from base 55 to 1452 and encodes 465 amino acids. The transcript is spliced from 8 exons. Gene Ontology annotation, molecular function: aspartic endopeptidase activity, intramembrane cleaving.